Nezara viridula (southern green stink bug) is the source of this 5229-nucleotide messenger RNA. Lineage: Eukaryota; Metazoa; Arthropoda; Insecta; Hemiptera; Pentatomidae. The record is from the annotation of a GenBank genome assembly.
AUUUCUUGCAAGUAGGCUUAAUUUUUUGAGUAAUUUAUGAAUCUAAUAUUUUUUUCUUCUGUGUCAUAUCAUAUUUUAGUUCUCUUGUGUUUGAAAUAGUUUGAUGUGUGUUUUUUUCAUAUUUUACUUAAUUAUUUGUUAGUAUUCAAAUGUAUUGAUAUAUUUGGUUGUUUCUUUUGGAUUUUAUAUAUCAGAAUGAUUUUAUUGCUUUGAUUUUUUAUUUAUAUGGUUCAAUUGUUGAAAAUAGUGUAGUUUUGACUACUUUUGGCUGUUGGUUUUUAAUUUUUGAGUAUUAUGAUAGAUGCUCAGGAGGAAGUUUAGAGACGAUAUAUUUGUUUAUAAAUAGCCAAAAUGAGAGGAGGAGUUUGUGAAAGUAGCUUGCCUUGAUAUUAUUCUUGAGCUUGGCUAAUGCUCAGCUGUGCCUGGCUAUCUCAUACUUUCUCGAGUGCACUCAGGCCUAGGUGCAUCCUAGUGGCCCAAUUUAAUCAUUUCUAUCGGCAAUAUAAGCUUCUCAUUCCUUCUAUCAGGUAAAUUUUUAUAUGCAUUUAUUUCCUUCUUUUAAGUUUUUUGCUAUAUUCGAAACGGUUGUCCUCUUGUUCGGGGGGGAAAAAAAAAUUCCGGAAAAUGGAAAAAUAGGCUGAAUAAAAAUUUCAAUUUCAAAAUGGCGUUUCCAAGGUAACGAAGAGCGGUUAAGUUGCGGCGGCGCGUUCUGCCCAGUCGCCAGACAGCCAAGCAGCGACUGUAUCCUCAACCCAAGCCACGCUACUUCGUACUUCAGGACUUGAUUAAGUACUACGAAGUAAAUUCAUUUUUUUUUAAAUAAUUUUUUUUUUCAAAUUCUGAUUGUUCUUCCACGCAUAAUCGAGAAUCCUUACAUCAUUGCUAGACCAUCCCAGCGAAACCUCAUACCCACAGGUGCGCAAUUGAUACCUACAUGAUAAAAUGUACAUAAAAAUUCUGAAAGAUGCAUCAAUAAAUGAAGGGAUUUAGAGACAAGAGAAGUAGAGUUUAGACUUAGCUAGCUAGAGCUCUAAGGAGUGAAAAGGACUUCUUGCACAUUUCCUUACCUCCUGAGGAUGAAGAGUUGGAUGUAUAUGAACUUGUAUAGAUAUUAUUUGUCAUGCGCGUCUGAACAUCUGGAAUCGUGGAGAAUGAAAUAUCCCGACAAGAUGAGACAGGAGGAGGUGAUUGAGGAAGAAGAAUGGGAUCCGGCAACAACGAGGGAAGAAGAGUUCGAGAAGCAUGCUGUCUACUUGGUCUUGGAUCAAGCACCUCCCCCAGGGGCACCUAAUCGUGCCGAAGCAUCACUGCCUCGGAACUUGGUCCUUAGGCCUAGCCAAGCCUUAUCGGAUGUAAUGGGAGUUUGGAGUACGAGUUACAUACCAAGAGGUACAAGGUUCGGACCCUUAGUUGGAGAAGUAUAUGCUAAAAAUGAAGUUCCGUCCACUGCUAAUCGCAAAUACUUCUGGAGGGUUUACAAGGAAAACCAACUUUUCUAUUACAUUGAUGGUUACGAUAUUUGUAAGUCGAAUUGGAUGCGUUAUGUCAACCCAGCCUAUUCUUCUGAAUCUCAGAAUCUAAUUGCUUGCCAGUAUAAGAUGUCUAUUUACUUUUAUACAAUCAGGCCUAUCUUGCCUAAUCAAGAACUUCUUGUUUGGUACUGCCGAGAAUUCGCGGAGAGGUUAAAUUAUCCUCUUACGGGAGAAUUAAUGCUACAGAGAAUACGCCAGCAAGUCCAGCAGAGUGGAGCUCCUGUAAAACCCGAGACAACAAGUGUACCUGAAGUGGUGAGCUCGACUGAAAAACCAGCUUACAGCGAUAUAAUGAAUAAUAAUUAUCAGAGAGGCAGGUCUUCAUCUCCAGAACUUUCUGAAGUCAAAGAAGAAGGAGGAGAAAAAGAAGCAGCAGGGUCUGUUAGAUCUGAUGAAGGUUAUCACAGUCAUGGCUAUCAUGAUGAGGUGUUAACACCUCCUGGCCAUUCGUCAGACAGCGAUGAUCCUGAUAACAAUUAUGUUCUUGAUUUCAGCAGUAAGAAAUCUGUUGAAGAAGGAAUGGAGAUUACAACGGUGGAAGAAGUGAGUACUGUUGUAGCCGGACCAGUACCUGCGACGCAGACCUCCGUUGUUGUAGGACCUGGUGUCGCACUCCCCGUCAGUGGAGGCGGGGAAGAAUACAGAGACAGGAAUGAGUACAGGAAAGUAAAGAUUAAAAUGUCGAAAGCAUACCCAGUGACCCCAGUCAUGAGAGAAGAUGUCAAAGAUGAGAACAAAGAACCAGCACCGCAACCGUCCAUUUUAGAAAAUAUACUAUUAAGGAAUAAAGAAGAGAAGGAUUCACCUCCGAGCAGUCCAACUGAGAUGGCUUAUAGCUACAAAAAAUCAGCGAGAUAUGGAAACGUACCUGUGAGCCCUGAUUCUACAGGCGUCGCCCAUUAUUCACCUCCACCGAAUUACCCUGAAUAUCCAUACUACAACUACCAACCGCAGAACUACUCUCCACCAAGCAGUUCGGCGUGGUUCGGCCAGAAUGGAAACGACGAAUUCCCGCUUUCACCGACAGGAUCUCGGGGGUACAGGUCGCUCCCUUAUCCUCUGAAGAAAAAGGAUGGAAAAAUGCACUAUGAAUGUAACGUCUGCUACAAAACUUUUGGUCAACUCUCGAAUUUGAAAGUGCACUUACGUACUCACAGCGGCGAGCGCCCUUUCAAAUGUAAUGUUUGUACAAAGAGUUUCACCCAGUUGGCUCAUUUGCAGAAACAUCACCUUGUUCAUACUGGUGAAAAACCACACCAGUGUGAAAUAUGCAAGAAAAGGUUUAGUUCAACUUCAAAUCUUAAAACCCACCUUCGAUUACAUUCGGGUCAAAAACCUUAUGCGUGUGACCUAUGUACUGCAAAAUUCACUCAGUUCGUCCAUCUUAAGCUGCACAAAAGGCUUCACACCAACGAGAGGCCAUACACCUGCCAAGGAUGUUCAAAGAAGUACAUUUCUGCUUCUGGAUUAAGGACUCAUUGGAAGACGACAAGCUGCAGGCCAAACAACAUGGAAGAGGAGAUAGCGCUCGCAGCAGCAGCUGCUGUGACUUAUCCAUCCCCAUAUUACUACGAGUACCAGGGAAUGGAAGUUGGUGCAGGUGAGAAAGAAAACCAUGAGGCUGAUUCCAGAGAAAGUUUUGACAUUGAGCGACCUCAACAGGAACAGCCUACCCGACCAACCGUCAUUGAAUCAUCACAACCUCAUAUAAUCGAGUGCACUUAGUCUGUUGUUGGUUAAUCAGCGAUAAAGCCUUUUCUGUGAUAAGACUGUAAAUUUAUUUGAUAAAGUUAGCUAGUUUAAGUUAAGGCCCAUCAAGCCAGCCUCUUCGCUCAAUUUGAAAACAAAAGAAAAAGGCAUGGCUUUCCUUUUUAUGUUUGUCCUCCAUUAUUGUGCGUUUGCGAUGAAAUGUGUGUGAUGUAAACUGUAUGUGUUGCUUUACGUUAUGUACCUGUACCAUUCAUUUCUUUUUUUUUCUUUUUUUUUUUAUUAUUUUUUUUUUAUUUUGGCUGGAGUCGCAUAAUUUUUUGCUUAGAAUGCCUGAAAGGCGUUGUAAAUAAACUGCUAGAAAGCAUUUUUCUGCUUGAAUAUAGCAUCUGUUGAUGGAAAUGCAGAUCAGGCAUAACAGAUUUAUAAAGAAGACAAGAAGUGGAAACGAAAUGGCAUGUGUUUUUGAAGUUGAAAAAAAUUUUCUUUAUUAAAUUGUUUCCUAAUAAUGUAUAUUGUUACAAAAUUAAGCUUUUCUUUAAAAUUAAAUUCUAAUUGCCCCCAUUUAUACACAAGCCUUCUCUACUUCUUGUCAAUAUGUCCAUCUGCCAAUUUUUUUUUGGCACAUAUAAAUAAAUUAUUAUAGUAAUAAGAAUCUGUGUUCAAAUUAAAAUGUAAUACAAAUGCAUUUCUAAGUGUAAAGAUACUUUAAAGGACUUAAAGAUAAUAUUCUUAAAAAUUUAUCCUUAAACCUCUUAAAAUUUUGCAUCUGCUUGUGUAAAUAAUUUAAUACUCGAGUGUUUAUUAACAACGUCUUUUUGAUAAGUCUCAUACCAAAAAAUAAAAAAAAUAAAAAAUAAUAUAUAUAUAUUGACUCAGAAAUAUGGAUCUCUAGAGAGUAUGACUUCAUGUAAUGCAGCCUCUUUGCCAGUUAUUUACAUUUUUGAAUUUAAUAUGUUAAAAAAAACUUUAAAGUAUUUACAUAUUUAAUAUAUAUGUAUAUAACAAUAUGUAAGUGCAGCUCUGUGUCGAAAAAAUUAACUUUUGUAUAUUGAUGUUGAUUGUGUAUCAAUGUUGGGUGUUGUCCAAUUAGCCAUGGCUAGCUACCACCGUCGCUGGCGAUCUCAAAAUGGAAUAUUGAAAAAAGCCUACUUUAUCUCCUUGCUUUUUUCAUUGUUCUGUAUAGAUAUAUCUAAAUCUGAGACAAAAUAUCAGUAUUAGCGUAAUCGCAGACUCAUGAAAUCUUGUACCAGUGUUCAAUUUAAGAUACCAAGUAUUUUGAGUUGAUGUUAUUUUAAUAAAUAUAUGUAUUGAUUAUAUUGUAAUAUAGUUUAUAGUCUCUUGACUUAAGAACAAGUUUCUGAAACGACUGGCUCACAACAAUGCCUGAGAGAAACUUAGACUGCGAUUUAAUAUUAUUUUAUAAAAAUAUAAAAAGUUUAAAAAAAAAGUAAUAAAUGAGAUUAUAAUUUAAUCUCUUUAAGUGCAAAUCCCAGGAUGUUUGACUGGUUAUUAGUUCUGUCAUGUUAAUAUAUAUAUUUAUAUAAGAAAAACUUAGUCCUCUCAUCCUGUUGUAUAUUUGUUGUUAAUUAGAAACUAUUUAUUUCAUUUGUACUCCUUCUAAAUGGGUGACUGAGUUUCUUUUUAAAGUUCAAAAACAAAAAAAAUAUCCAUCUACUUCAACCCAUUAUUUAAUGUAAUAUUUAUUACUUUUCUUUAAUAGAAAUAUUUUGCAUUCAAUGUAUAAAUUUUGUGAAUAUUUGUGGCAUCCUUAACGGGUCGAUUUGUAUAAAGUAUUUAUUAGAUAAAUAUUGUAUUUUUGUUAUGUACAUAUGUCCUGGGUGGUAUAAAUAGAAUUUAUUUAUCUUAAUAGUAUGUAUUGUAUUUAAUGGUUGUUUCUAUUUAAUUUUUUUUUUUUUUUUUGUUCACUUUCGACGACUGAGCCAUUCUGUAUAAUUAUAUUUCUUAAUUAUAAUUAUAAUGUUUGGAA